Molecule: messenger RNA, 1122 nt
Organism: Fusarium subglutinans
Lineage: Eukaryota; Fungi; Ascomycota; Sordariomycetes; Hypocreales; Nectriaceae
Exons: 2
Coding region: 1-1122 (373 amino acids)
Source: RefSeq, a predicted model, not a curated record
AUGAGCUCUCCCACCACCGCCGUUGUGCGCCCUACGGCAUCUUGCACUAUGACUAGGGUCCCUCCCGAGAUCGAGUUAUGCAUCGUCCAAGCUCUGAUAGAGACGCACAAGAGAUCAAAGAAGCCAGGUUUUCGCUUAUCGACAUUUGCUAGCGUAUCCAAAACCUGGCAAGCCCUCAUAGAGAAGGAAACAUACCACCAUAUAAAGAUAGCGCCACAUGAGCUAGACUCCUUCAAACACCAUGUCCGAUCCUAUCGGAAACUACUUGUCAAACAUAUUCUUCUCGAGAUCCCAUAUGACUUCUUCUUGGAUCCCGAUAAAGAUCCGGUUCUGUUUUCGAAAGCGGUGCACGCCCUUUGGCGUAUCCUCUCAAGAUGGAAGACACACCGGGUUACAGUGGAGCUGGGCAUCGUCUCUCGUCAAGCAAGGAGAUUCAUUGAGGCCCGUCACAAUCCUUCUAACCCUUCAAAUACGUUUGACCAACAUUUUUGGUCUAGUUUCGACCUUUGGAACAGUUUAACUUUCCAACAGUCAGGGCUUUUAGUGCCAGAUUCAACAAAGCGGUUGACCUAUUUUGAAGAAUUCCAUACCACAUAUCACCAACAUGCUGGGGCAAUGGUAAUGCCACGACCAAACGCAACACUUCUGAAAUCCAUAUCCCAAGCCGCAAAUCGCCUUGAGCAUAUCUCUGUCUCCUUUGCUUUCGAUGCACAAACAUUCUUCGACAGGCUUAUACGAACGGAGUUCAAGGCACUGAAAACUCUCGCACUUACAUCUUCUUUCAGUGGCACCUCUGAGAGUCUCUUGAUUAAUGCUGCAGAGGCAGUAAAAGAGAUGCCCGCUCUCAAAUUACUGGAGAUCUGGAAUUUCGAAGCUGGCCAUGUUCAAGCUGAUGUUUUCCGGUAUGAGAGACUCGAUCGAUACCAGGGUCGAAUCACUUGGCAGAGCACUAAGCAGCGCAAGAUCUCUUCAAACGUGGAGAGGAGUUGGAAAGAUUUGUUGAGGAGAGGUGAAAACGGGUUCGAUAUCAAGCGUAGCAGUUUUCCGAUGGAUAUCAGAAGUCUCCAGGAUCUUCUACCAAAUUUGAAGUUGCGGGAGCAAAUUCUUCGCAACCUUACCUAA